This is a messenger RNA of Lynx canadensis (Canada lynx), 4435 nucleotides long. It is a transcript of the gene UEVLD, whose product is annotated as UEV and lactate/malate dehyrogenase domains. Gene Ontology annotation, molecular function: oxidoreductase activity, acting on the CH-OH group of donors, NAD or NADP as acceptor; ubiquitin binding. Gene Ontology annotation, cellular component: ESCRT I complex. Lineage: Eukaryota; Metazoa; Chordata; Mammalia; Carnivora; Felidae. The transcript has 12 exons. The record is from RefSeq and is a predicted model, not a curated record. Bases 73 to 1494 code for a protein of 473 amino acids. Gene Ontology annotation, biological process: endosome to lysosome transport; protein modification process; carboxylic acid metabolic process.
CGGCCUCCGUCCGGGAACCGGCACGGAAGGAGAUCCACGGGCUGGGUCGCGCAACCUGGGUCCGGGACGUGGAUGGAGAUGGAGUUCGACUGCGAGAGUCUCAGGCGGCUCCUGGGAAAGUACAAGUUCAGAGAUCUAACUGUGGAAGAACUAAAGAAUGUAAAUAGGUUUUUCCCACAUUUCAGAUAUUCCAUGGACACCUAUGUGUUCAAAGAUAGUUCCCAGAAAGACCUGCUGAAUUUCACUGGCACUAUUCCUGUGAUGUACCAUGGUAAUACAUAUAACAUACCAAUUCGUUUGUGGAUCUUGGAUUCCCACCCUUUUGCUCCCCCCAUUUGCUUCUUAAAGCCAACUGCAAAUAUGGGUGUCUCAGUUGGAAAACAUGUGGAUGCUCAAGGCAGAAUAUACUUGCCCUAUCUUCAAAACUGGAGCCAUCCUAAGUCUGUCAUUGUUGGACUAAUUAAAGAAAUGAUUGCCAAGUUUCAAGAGGAACUUCCCCUGUAUUCUCUACCAUCGUCUGAUGAGGCACGGCAGGUAGACUUGCUAGCCUAUAUUGCAAAAAUCACUGAAGGUGUUUCAGACAUAAAUUCAAAGAACUGGGCAAAUCAUGAGCAUAAAACAGUCAAUAAAAUUACCGUGGUUGGAGGUGGAGAACUGGGAAUUGCCUGCACAUUAGCAAUCUCAGCAAAGGGCAUUGCAGACAGACUGGUCCUCUUGGACCUCUCAGAAGAGACAAAAGGAGGAGUGAUGGACCUUGACAUCUUUAACCUGCCUAAUGUGGAGAUCAGCAAAGAUUUGUCUGCCUCUGCUCAUUCCAAGGUGGUGAUCUUCACAGUCAACUCUUUGGGUAGUUCUCAGUCCUACCUUGAUGUGGUACAAAGCAAUGUGGAUAUGUUCAGAGCCCUUGUCCCAGCUCUGGGACACUAUAGUCAACAUGGUAUCCUGCUUGUUGCAUCUCAACCAGUGGAAAUCAUGACUUACGUGACGUGGAAACUGAGUGCAUUUCCUUCAAAUCGAGUGAUUGGAAUUGGAUGUAAUCUGGAUUCACAGAGAUUACAGUACAUUAUUACAAAUGUUUUGAAGGCACAAAUGUCAGGAAAACAAGUAUGGGUUAUUGGUGAGCAGGGAGAAGACAAAGUGCCCACAUGGGGUGGCCAAGAAGAAGUGAUGAGUCAUAACUCUCAAGUGCAGUUGUCCAACAGAGCCAUGGAGGUGUUACGGGUAAAAGGUCAAAGAUCCUGGUCUGUUGGACUAUCAGUGGCUGACCUGGUUGACAGUAUUGUAAAUGAUAAAAAGAAAGUACAUUCUGUAUCAAUUUUAGCAAAGGGAUAUUAUGAUAUAAACAAUGAAGUGUUUUUAAGUUUGCCUUGCAUCCUUGGAUCCAGUGGAGUAUCUGAAGUCAUCCAAAGCACAGUGAGGGAAGAUACAGCAACUGAGAAACUCCAAAGCAGUGCAUCAUCAAUCCAUGGUCUCCAACAACAGUUAAAACUUUGAUCCUAAAGUACAGAGUUACCUGAAAGGAAAGGUCAUUUAAUUUUGCCAACACAUACAGGGUUGAGAACUUCUGUAUCUUAUUAGUUACCCUUACAAACUGCUUGGUUAAGGUAGACGGUUUCCAGUUAGCGCUGUAAUUUGAAUCCUUAGGGAGUUAGAUAAGGCGGGGGAAGAAAUCUAAUUUUCUUUGUCAUUCUUGAGAUAUCUAAACUGUUCUUUAAAUCUAUAGAAGAUGUAGACAUUCAUCUACAAUCUACAACAUGCAUCAUUUAAAUUUAUGGAUCCUCAUCUAAAAGCACAUUCAGCACUUUGGGAAUAUUUUGAAAGUAAUAUACUUUUAAAAGAAAAUUACUCUUUAUUACAAUAAACAUGAUAAGCUGAAGGUCCAGUAUUGGUUUACAGAAUCUGUGCUGGGUGUGCUUUCAAGAGAUCCACAGCUUAAGGUAUUGUUUCUUCUUUAAAAUAAAAUCGGUAGUAAUAGGAAAGCAUUUUGUUUUCCCUCUUUAAAUUAAUUAGCUACCCCUGGGUGUCUCAGUUGGUUAAGCCUCCAACUCUUGAUUUCAGCUCAGGUCAUGAUCUCCCUGUUCAUGAGAUCAAGCCCCACAUCAGGCUCUGUGUUGAUGGUGCAGAGCCUGCUUGGGAUUCUCUCUCCCUGCCUCUCUCUCUCAAAGUAAAUUUUAAAACCUUAAAAAAAAUUAACUAGCUACUGAAAAGUAAAAAAAAGAAUUUUAUGUGCAUUUUAAAAUAUUAAAAGGGAAGGUAAAAUUUUUAAUAUUUGAAGAAAAAGUGUAAUUUCCAGUGGGACUGUCCUUUUUGAAAUUUUCUAUAACCUCUUCUUGGGAUAUAUAAUAGAUCUCUAACAUCUCAAAAACCAACUAUACUGCUAGUAGCAUAGAGAAAUGUGUAUUUAAAAAAAUUUUUUUUAAGUUUAUUUACUUUUGAGAGAGAAAGACCGAGCAUGAGCAGGGUGGGGGCAGAGAGAGACAGAACCCAGAGCAGGCUCCAGGCUCCAAGCUGUCAGCACAGAACCCUACGCAGGGCUCAAACUCACAAACUGUGAGAUCAUGACCUGAGCCGAAGUUGGACGCUUAACCAACUGAGCCACCAAGGCGCCCCGAGAAAUAUGUAUUUUUAGUGGAAACAGAUUAUGAGUAAACGCCAAGCAAUUUAAGUUUGAAAUAUGAGGCUUUCCUGAAAACCAUUAGUCGUAAGGGGAAGAGGAUGGAUGGACUGGCUAUUCUGAGCAAAUCCUUUAACCCCUCCUGAAGAAAUGAUUCAGAGCACAUAUGCCUUGGUGAUGGGUCAGUAACUGUAUCUUCGUAUAUGAAAGGUAGCAUAUUAUUACAGACAUAACACACAACUAAUUAGUAACGACUAAUACCCAACACAUUUCAGGUAGUGUGAUGAACAUUUUAUUAUUUUAUUGAAUCCUAAAAAUAAUCCACUGAGGUUGGUUUUAUCAUUUUAUAGAGGAGAAAAUUGAGGUUUAGUGCCCAAGGUGUCACAGCCAAGAGGCACUUAAACACAUAGCCUCUACUUUUUCUAAGCACUAGAAGGAAAAGCCUAACAGCCAAAAUAGUUACCACAAGACCAUAAAGCUGGGGUUCUAUACACUAUAGAAGGAUUACUUCUAUUCUCAUGUAGAGGCUGACUUAAUUUUUAUUCCAACAGAGUUUUUUGAAAGAUUGAUUCCCUGACUUCCCAUACUUGCCCUCAGCAAAUAGCAGAGAGGAGUAUACAAUGAAAUAGGCGUUCAUUUAAUCAUUUAUAUAGUAUUGCCUGGAAGCCUACAAUACACCAGGCACCAUACUGGGCACUGCAAAUAUAGUGGUGAGCAAACCUGGACUAGGUACAAGCCCUCAUGGUCCAUACAAUCUAGUAUGGGAGACAUUGUAAUCAAAUCUCACAAAUAAAUGUACAAUUGCAAGCGUAAUAAGUACUGUGAAGAAAUUCCCAGUGCUUUGAAAGCAUAUAAUAGGCAAAUCCAAAGCUGGUCGAGAGAUAGGAGCCCAGUAGGGCAGACACAUCCUAGUUAAAAAGAAUCAAACUAAUUCUGAUUUAGUAUAGUAUUGAAUGCUUAUAACGAUGAGCUUAAAUCAUAAAGAUAAAGUGAAAUUAUACCCAGUGUCCCAUGUUUAAGAAUGUAGAAGAGUAUUUAAUAUGUUUGGAAAGAUUCCCACCAGAAUUAACUGGGAUAUAAAACCUUGGAUGUUUGAAGAGAUAAGCAUGAGUUCUGUGUAAGUUCACUACAUGGGUAGAUUAUUUUGGUGUCGCUCUUAACAGUGUAUUCUCACUAUCCUUUUGCACAAAAUAGGGAAGUAAGACUAAAAGAACCAUUUGUUGUAUUUUUUAAACUAGCCUUUUCUAAUACCUGUGAUCUAUUUAGAAAUUAGAUAAUUUCUACUAUCUAAUUUCUAAUACCCUCUUGAACAACAACCUAACUGCAGGAUACUGUAUAAUAGAUCAAUUACCAGGAGUUCACCAUGUUAAUUGCAAAUUAAGGUCAAUGCAAUGCAACAAACAAUUACUGAGCAUCUACUGUUAUUCCAAAUACUGUGUUAGAAUUUGAGUACUCAAAGUUGAAUAAUAGUCCUUGCCCGACAGAAGCCCUCCUUAUAGAAAUAAUUCUGUCAGUUAUUUCCUUAAGUGUUGACUAUUAGCAGUUGUGUUGUAGGUUUCAUAUGUAAGUCAAGAAACGGUACCACCACAUUACUUCGCUAUGAUUUGGUGAUAACUGCCAGUCACGGUUGUGAUAUUAACGUUCACUUCUUAAUUUUUCCAAAGUCAUGCAGUGUCUUCUUACGAUUUUUAGUGGGGCUUGGAUUAAAAUGCUUCUUUGAUUUUAUAGUACAGAGAUUAAUAUUUUCCAGUUUACAUUGUAGUUUUCCUCAAAUAUCAAGAACAAUGAAUAAAAUAAACUUUGACUUUAAAAUCACCCAAA